Lates calcarifer (barramundi perch) is the source of this 6716-nucleotide messenger RNA. Its product is annotated as leucine-rich repeat and fibronectin type-III domain-containing protein 2. The transcript is spliced from 6 exons. NCBI's taxonomy places the organism in Eukaryota, Metazoa, Chordata, Actinopteri, Centropomidae. Gene Ontology annotation, molecular function: protein binding. The record is from RefSeq and is a predicted model, not a curated record. Gene Ontology annotation, cellular component: postsynaptic density membrane; cell surface. The coding region runs from base 1035 to 3401 and encodes 788 amino acids.
GUUUGUGCCACCUAGGGUUUAUCCGCCGCUCCGUUUGCAGUCUGUCUAGCGCAGUGUCUUCACACCGAGCGUCUCCAGUCUGCUCGCUCUUGGACAAACAGAUAACUCCAGAAUAAUCGAAAACAAUCAUAAAACUUUCCUUUGGAUGUACCCAUUUUUUUAAACAACUUUUGUCUUCGGUGAGCGUUUAGGAACUAAAGAGAAGAAAACAAUUACAAGGACAUGUUGUGUUGUCAUUGAGAGGUAACUACGCUGCACCGCGAGGAGAAGAUAGAAAAGCGCUUGUGCCAUGUAGCAGCAGCGCUCUCUGAAAAACCCGCCUGGAAAUAUAUAGAAGAGCCCACACGGCAGCGAGCUAGUUAUUUUUACUUGAAGGGGGGGGGGAACUACAAAUAUGCUGUGAAGCUCGUCGUCGCAGCUUGGCUCCCGGCAAAAAAAAAAGCUCAGGUUUCCAGAGCAUCUGAUGCUGGGGAGAAAGAGUAAAUAAAUAGUCAAGGAGAAGAAGCGAUAUGCGGCUGGGUAGGCAGCUGGUUUUGCAGUUCGUCUCCUGGAAUUAGUGGAUGAAUGGGAAGGGAGCGGCUGUAGCCUUGAACCAGGGAAACAGAAUACACCGUAUAGAGCCUGCGGUAACACACAAUGGAUACUAGUCCGUCUUUGAAGGUGAAAGAGUGAACGGAUGAGGUGGAGGACUUCUUCCUCAGCACACACACAGACAUCACCUUGCAACACUCAUCCGUGGGAGGAGGAGAAAGACUUGGGAUUGUUUGUUGCCCGCAGGAGGAAUUCAAGGUGACCUGAGAGACCCAACGGAGACAAAUGUGACAACUACCAAGAGCAGGUGUUGUAGGAAUCAGACCCCACCUUCUUGCCAUGAAUCAAUAUGUGUUUGGAUACCUGAUCUGACCAAACGACUGAUCCUGUUACUGCUAGUUGCUCAUCUUGCUCUUUGAGCGUGAAUGUGUGGCCUUGAGGUAUUUCCGAGGGACCAUAUGGCACAAUACCACACAUUAUAGGUCCCCUCUCUAUGAAUUAACAUGGACAAAGUGUUCAUCAGUCUCCUGCUUCUGGGAACCGCAGUUACGAUGGUCCAUGCAUGUCCCAAAUACUGUGUCUGCCAGAACCUGUCCGAGUCUCUGGGGACUCUAUGCCCCUCCAAAGGCCUGCUCUUUGUCCCACCGGACAUCGACCGGCGAACUGUGGAGCUCCGGCUGGGUGGCAACUUCAUCCUCAAGAUCACCACUCAGGACUUUGCCAACAUGACAGGUCUGGUGGAUUUAACCUUAUCCCGAAACACCAUCAGCACCAUCCAGCCUUUCUCUUUCAUUGAUCUGGAAACCCUGAGAUCACUGCACCUGGACAGUAACCGGUUGACCGAGCUGGGGCCGGAUGACCUCCGAGGGCUGGUCAACCUGCAGCACCUGAUCCUCAAUAACAAUCAGCUGAAUCAGAUCUCCAAAGCAGCUUUUGAUGACUUGUUAAUGACACUGGAGGAUCUGGAUUUGUCAUACAAUAACUUGCGCAGCGUGCCUUGGGAAGCCAUCCGUAACAUGGUCAACCUCCAUCAGAUGAGCCUGGAUCAUAACCUCAUUUCCUUUAUUGCUGAGGGGACUUUUACAGAUCUGGAUAAACUGGCCCGCUUGGACCUCACCUCCAACCGUCUGCAGAAGCUUCCUCCAGACCCCAUCUUUGCGCGUUCCCAGAGCAGUGUUGUGAUGAGCACACCUUAUGCACCUCCACUUUCUCUAAGCUUUGGUGGAAACCCAUUGCACUGCAACUGUGAAGUGCUUUGGCUUCGACGGCUAGAACGUGAGGAUGACAUGGAAACCUGUGCUUCUCCUGCUAGUCUAAAGGGGCGUUACUUUUGGUCUGUUCGUGAGGAGGAGUUUGUUUGUGAGCCCCCUUUGAUCACACAACAUACGCACAAGUUGCUUGUUCUGGAAGGCCAAACGGCUAGCUUGCGCUGCAAAGCUGUUGGUGAUCCAAUGCCAACUGUGCACUGGGUUGCUCCUGAUGACCGUUUGAUCAGCAACUCCUCCCGUGCAACGGUGUAUGAAAAUGGCACCCUGGACAUUACAAUCACUACAUCCAAGGAUUAUGGUACCUUCACGUGCAUAGCUGCUAAUGCUGCUGGGGAAUCUACAGCCUCCAUUGAGCUAUCAAUCAUUCAACUCCCCCAUCUGAGUAACGGUACAAACCGUACCACACAGUCCAAGUCUGGGCUUUCAGACAUAACUAGCUCUACGAAGAUCAGUAAAGGGGAGCCUAAACCCCUGCCAGAGAAAGUGGUGUCUGUAUCAGAAGUGACUGCCGUCUCUGCUCUGGUCAAGUGGACUGUAAGCAAGUCAACUCCAAAGGUCAAAAUGUUCCAGCUUCAGUACAACUGUUCAGAGGAUGAAGUCCUCAUUUACAGGAUGAUUCCAAUGACUAACAGAGCCUUCGUAGUCACAAAUCUUGUCCCAGGGAUGCAGUACGACCUGUGUGUCCUGGCCAUCUGGGAUGACACUGCCACCACCCUUACUGCCACCAAUAUUGUCGGCUGUGUCCAGUUCAUCACCAGGGAGGACUACCCACAGUGCCAGUCUCUUCACAGUGGUUUCCUGGGGGGCACCAUGAUCCUGGUCAUUGGUGGCAUCAUUGUGGCCACACUGCUGGUGUUCAUCAUCAUCCUCAUGGUGCGCUAUAAGGUGACCAGUGGUAUCCAGAUGAAUAAAUUACCCACUGUGAGCAACACUUACUCACAGACCAAUGGGGGACUGAACAGGUUCAACGGUGCCCCGCCACAGGUCAAGUCUACAGUGGUGGUCAUGCGUGAGGAAAUGGUAGAGUUCAAGUGUGGAUCCCUCCAGAGCAGCCUCUCCUCCUCCUCCUCCUCCUCUAACUCAUUAGACAGCCAAACAGGAAGAGGGGCUGGCGACCGCUACAGCAUGCAGGGCAGUGAAUGCAGCACCCUGCCCACCAGCAAAUUCAGGAGGCAUGGGCACGGCGCCAAAGCACGGCCAAACCUGGACCACCUUUUAGGGGCCUUCACCUCACUGGAGCUGCGAGGGGUAGCAAGGGACCACCAAGGGACCUCUGGACCCCCCACCACUGCCAAUGCUAUGGUGACGGUGGCUAAGGCUCCCCCAUCCGAUAAAGAACCCCUGCUAGGAAGGGCCGAGUCCACCACCAUGCUGGGACGUCUCCUAGGGCUGCCCCAGGAGGGUAAGCCCAAGCGGAGCCACUCGUUUGACAUGGGUCAUGUGGGGGCCACACAGUGUCGCAGCAGCUACCCUCGCAGGAUCAGCAACAUCUGGACUAAACGCAGUCUGUCUGUUAAUGGCAUGCUGCUGCAGUAUGAUGACAGUGAGGAUGAGAAGCCCACUUUUGAGAGCUCUGAGUGGGUAAUGGAGAGCACAGUUUGAGUUCAGCCGGUCUAACUGUGAGGUCCAUGGCCAAACAAUAAAUCUAUAUCAGGAACUAAAGGAACAUGAGUGCAGAGGGAAGGAUGUUCCAGUGGGAAUCCACCUUUGGGUAUUGCAUGAAGUUCAUCCAUGUGAAUACUGUAAUUUUGUGCAAAAGACACUCAAACUGAUAGAUUUCUGGCCAUGAUCUCAACUCUUUGACAGUCUCUAACUGUAUUUGAAAAAUUGUUCCCAUUUGAAACAACACAAAAUCUUGGACUGUGCAGAUAUAUGGCCCAUAUGGAACAAUUCCCAAUCCACAGGGCAUGUGAGUGUAUCUCCAAGAAAAAGGAAGAAAAAGUAAGAUGAGGAAUUCCAAGUGGAUUUACUACGUCUUUAUCAAAACAACACAGAGAGGAUUUGCCUCAACUGUGGUGAACUGAAUGCGCGUCACAAUGUUGUGGAUCCUCAGCAUGAAAUGGGACUACUGCAACAGUAGAGAGAAGGACCAGCGGAGCGAAUAGAGAAUUAAAACAAAGUCAUUUUUAUUUUCAUCUGGGUUUUUCUAUCAUUUUUACUAUUUAUUAUUUGAGGUGAUUCAUCAGCAGGCAGAGGUACAGCUCUGGAUAGAGUAUGUAGUUGUCAGCGAGGAUCAAACGCUCACACACAGAAGCUACAGUGUCCCCUCAUAUAUAGCCAUCUCAUUCAUUUAACAGUACAGUCAAAUUUCAAUCAAUGUCAAACUGACAACAUGACACAUUUUCGAACAGUCCUACUCCCUAGUUAUCAGUAACACAGAACCACAACAAGCCAGUAUUUCUACCUCAGGUUAUGUAUCAUAUGAGGUUAUUUAUAUAUGAAAGUGAAUGGAAAUACAACAAAAUCCAAAUGCACAAGAUUGAUCACAAGUUCUUUAGUUGUUUGCAAAAGCUUCAAAUAAUUAUUUAGUCUCCAACCAAUCAAAUUCAGUAUGUUUUCAGCUCAGGUUGAAAUCCUGCUGCAACACAAAGUCUUUCUGAAUGCUUUGAUACUCUCACCAUUGGUUAGCACUGGUGACAGUGGUCCCUGUAGGCUAAAAGACCAUUGGUGUAAACACAGUGUUUGCCUCAGGGUAUGGUUUCAGAUGCUAUCAGCACAUAUUAUAGUAGCCAGAUGUGAAUGGUCUUUGAAAUCCAUCAGGCCCACUUAAUCAUUGUUUAAACCCACAGCGGGAUGCAUUAUUCGGCUGAAAUUCUCUUUAGGCAACACAAACAAGAGAGUACGACAGUUACUCAGUUAGCCAGGUUAAACAGCGGAAUGAGUCCAAAUUGACAUUCAUUAGCCUGAUAAAGGUCAUUAUGCUGCUUAGGAGAGGACAUUAAGUGGAGAAAAAAGGGGGAGAAAGAUAACUUAUUAAGGGCCAACACCCUCUCUGGAAAUCAAAUUCACUAGAUUGCAUAAUACAGAACUUCUGUUGGUUUAUGUAUUAUUUGAAUUGAUUCAUUGGAUUAAUCUUUCAUUCUCCUUCAUACCGGGCUGUACGUUGCAGUGAAAUACUUUGAAUUAGUGACUAUUCAGAUUAGUCAUUAACCAAGACAUCCCCACACAUGUUGAUGCCUUUCUCAAUACCCUGUUGGUCUCUGCUGCAUUUCAAGAUGUGGGGUGGUCAUCUUUUUCUUUUUUUUAUUGUUUUCUUCCCUAGGUGUACUGUUAUGUAUAUUGGUAUUUUUUGUACAAUAACUGGGUGAGAAUGUAAAGGGGGGAAAUCGUGCAGUAGUACUUUUAUUUUAAUGUGAAGCAAACAGUGAGAAGGUGCUUUACUGUGGUGUACCAACUUGGUCAUUUUUAGUCGGCUCUCUGGAGUGAUAUUUUACGUGAUGUGGCAAGUAGAGAGAAGUGGAGGACUGGCUGUUUUUAAAGGUUCAAUUAACCCGAAUUACAAAAAAGUAGCCUGUCUGACUUACAUCUAGUUGGACUCACCAUCUAGAUAAUCAUGGUUUUAUUUGCCUAGGUUUUAAAAUGUGAUUCAAUGAGAUUUCUAACUUUACCACAAUGACAGUGGGGUUAUGGUGUGUAAUGACAAUGUGAGAGAAAAUUUGUUAAAUGCCAGAGAUUUUGCCAUAAUGUUUAUACCAUAAUAGCUGUCCCUAAUAUUCCUGGCUAUAUUAGGUCUUUGUGGGCAAUUUUGCAAAUUAACAAGGCUAUAUUGGCUAUAUUAAAUGUGUUAAAGAAUAAGGAUGAUAACACUAUAUAUUUUCUUACUGCCAACAAAUCCCAUGAAAAUACCAAUUAAUUGAUUCUAGUACCAAAUACUGUGUGUGCAUCCAAAGCCUGAUAUAUCUCAUUCCUCUGUGCCAUAGAACUCCACUGUUGUCCAAAAACACUGAGCCAGACUGCUACACUGGGUGACAUGUUCCUUCAUUACCAUCAACACACACACACAUUGUAGUUUAUUUUGAGUUCAAGCAACAUACACCAAAAAUUGUUAAUCAAGCUGAGCUGAAAAUAGUCCCCAGAAAAUGUACAUUUUACUCUAGUUUUAGUAAUGUUUGCUAAAAAACUACAGUUCCCAGGUGUUUUGGGAAAAUACUGGACUUGAGAUUGAGUGCAACCUUUAUCAUUAACCUGUAUUAUUGUGCUGUUUUUGAUCUUUUCAUGAGAUUUGUCGUUAAUAAGAAAACAGAGUAUCACCAGCCUUAUCCUUUAAUUUGUCUGCUACUAAUUUGGUGAACAGGUCAUCUAUAAACAGCUUUUCAGUUGAUUUUCCUGGUUUUCUGCCUAUAGAAAGUAUAAUAUACCAUGUGAGCAUUUUAUUCAUAGUGCCCUCAGAGUAUGCCAAACAACUUAGUCAAACAACUCAACACAACUAACUUAACUCUAAUAUAUCAAAGAAUUUUCUCUGUAAUUUGUAACAAAUUCUGUCAGUGUUUUCAGGAAACCUCUUAGGAAAAUGUUUGGCAAAUGCAGACCCAUAAAUUAAAGAUUAAAGAUUAUUUAUUAUUGCAGUUUAAAGUUUUCAGUAACAGACAAUGGGAGCUUGUUUCUGACUCAUACAGUAUCUCCAAACCAGAACAAAUGAAACUAAAACUAUUUGAUGGCUAGAUUCCACAAGAGGUAAAUGGAAAAAAAUGGUUAUUUUUGUAAAAUGGGUGAAUGGCCCUUCUGCCUCUACUUGUGGCAUCAUGUAACAGUCCCUUCUACUCUGCUAACUAAGAACACCAUUUAAGUGUGUACUUGACUCGACAUAGUCAUGAUUCUCACCCGAGGUUCUAGGACAAAAACAAGAAAAAAAAAAACUGUUUCUGUGUGAAAACAUUUUGCUACAAAAGAAUAUAAAAUACUGAUUAAUUCCUAUGA